Messenger RNA from Vombatus ursinus (common wombat), 950 nucleotides. RefSeq names its product small nuclear ribonucleoprotein-associated protein N. Gene Ontology annotation, cellular component: U2-type prespliceosome; U1 snRNP; catalytic step 2 spliceosome. Lineage: Eukaryota; Metazoa; Chordata; Mammalia; Diprotodontia; Vombatidae. Gene Ontology annotation, molecular function: RNA binding. Gene Ontology annotation, biological process: mRNA splicing, via spliceosome. Bases 118 to 840 code for a protein of 240 amino acids. The record is from RefSeq and is a predicted model, not a curated record. The transcript has 7 exons.
CGAAUUUCCGUUAGAGCCGGAAGCUAAGGGGCGAGCACUUUUCUGUAGCGCUCCUCGUGUUUGCGGCCGCAGAAGCGGGCUUCUUUCUCCAAGUCGGGGUACUUCGUAGCCGGCACCAUGACGGUGGGCAAGAGCAGCAAGAUGCUGCAGCACAUCGACUACAGGAUGAGGUGCAUCCUGCAGGAUGGCCGCAUCUUCAUCGGCACCUUCAAGGCCUUUGACAAGCACAUGAACCUGAUCCUGUGUGACUGUGAUGAGUUCAGGAAGAUCAAGCCAAAGAAUGCAAAACAACCUGAACGUGAGGAAAAGAGGGUUCUGGGACUGGUGCUGCUUCGUGGGGAGAACUUGGUCUCUAUGACUGUGGAAGGCCCACCCCCUAAAGAUACAGGCAUUGCCCGUGUGCCGUUAGCUGGAGCUGCAGGAGGCCCUGGGAUUGGCAGGGCUGCAGGCAGAGGUGUGCCAGCUGGUGUUCCUAUGCCCCAGGCUCCUGCAGGCUUAGCAGGACCUGUCCGGGGAGUUGGUGGGCCUUCCCAACAGGUGAUGACCCCCCAGGCAAGAGGGACUGUAGCAGCUGCUGCAGUUGCUGCCACGGCCAGUAUUGCAGGAGCUCCAACACAGUAUCCCCCUGGCCGAGGAACUCCUCCCCCACCUGUGAGCCGAGGGACGCCUCCUCCAGGCAUGAUGGCUCCUCCUCCUGGAAUGAGACCUCCCAUGGGCCCCCCAAUGGGGAUGCCCCCUGGUCGAGGUGCACCAAUGGGGAUGCCCCCUCCUGGCAUGAGACCCCCUCCUCCUGGAAUGAGAGGUCCCCCUCCCCCAGGAAUGCGCCCACCAAGACCUUAGGAUUCCUCGGCUGCUGUGAUGCUGCCUCUGACUGGAGGCUGUAUAUAGUUUUGUGGGCUUUUUGUAUAAAGUGUGCUGCUUUUAAAUCGAUUCAUAAUAAACUCUUGGGG